Molecule: messenger RNA, 2526 nt
Organism: Camponotus floridanus (Florida carpenter ant)
Lineage: Eukaryota; Metazoa; Arthropoda; Insecta; Hymenoptera; Formicidae
Gene: Makorin-1
Product: probable E3 ubiquitin-protein ligase makorin-1
Exons: 7
Coding region: 828-2189 (453 amino acids)
Biological process (GO): protein polyubiquitination
Molecular function (GO): metal ion binding; ubiquitin protein ligase activity
Source: RefSeq, a predicted model, not a curated record
CAAGUAUUCCCGUGUCCCGGGUAUCCUGCACGUCUCAUGUCUGACAAUCUGUUUUAGAAUUGCGAAAAUUACGAAAGUGCGAUAAAAAAAUCUUGCACGAUUAAGAAAAAAUACAGUGCUAUCGCGCGUCACAAGAAAAUCGACAAUCAGAUUGUAAAAGUUCUUGAAGAGGGCUCGUUAUUCAUCAUCGUUAACCAUCCCAUUGGAAAAUUGAGAACGCUCCGAAAAAAAUUUCGUGGUGGACGAGGAUAGAACAAUGAAUAAAUGUUGGAAAUCGAAAGAGAAUAACGACAUGGAGUAGCGAGAGGAACGAUUCUGCGAUUCGAUAGAAUCAGAGACGAUAGACACAUCACGAUAGAGAAGAGGAGGAAGUGGCGUGUUCGGCAAUAAUCGCGAACGGUUGCAAAUUCAUAUUGGAACGAAACUCGGGCGCAAAGUGGCGGUGACAAGUGGUGUUGCACGAGCGUUGGAGAGAGCGAGGGGAUAAGGACAGAUGCGCGCGCGCGCGCGCACGUGAACUCGUGCUCGUGUAUGACAUAUACAUCGCGCAUCUCCUCGAGGUACGUUUAUUGCGCGGCGCGAGUGGAGCGUGUUCUCUUUAUCGGGCCAGGGGUGUGUGUUUUUUUGCGGUUUGCACGUCCCUCGUCCCCGGCUUGUCCGUAAAGGUCGCCCUCGUGAUUUCGAAGCCGAAACGACCUUUUCGAAGGCGCGCAUCCUUCUCUCUCGCUCUCCCUACGGCGAACGCUCGCACGGCUCAUCAUAUCAUCCGAGGAACGACGCGUCGUCGAUCAUCAUUGCGACCGUUACGACGGAGGAGGAGCGAGAAAAUGGCCGACAAUUGGACACAGAGCGUUGUUUGCCGAUAUUUCAAGAAUGGUGCUUGCCGCGAGGGAAACAACUGUCGGUAUCGCCAUGCGCAAGUGAAUAGAAACGAUGCAAAUAUCAAUGAAACAGUGACAACUCCGACUAAUAGUCCUGGCUAUAUUGUCACUUGUCGAUUCUUCAAACAAGGCAUAUGUAAAUUUGGUAAUCAAUGUCGUUUUAGCCAUAGUACAGGUACUGCGGAUAAUGAUGUCACGCAAACUAAUGCGAUAGAAAAUUCUGCCUCGGGUCAGCACACAGCAAACACUUUGAAAAAUAAAAAAGCUGAUAAACGUACUGCUGAAGAUUGGGUAAAAGCACCUGAGUUUAUACCUACAGCUGUGUCUCCGGUUGCUGGAUCAUCUUCUACAGAUGUAACAUCUGCAUCGGGAACAUCUAUGAGUACAUCAAAGCCAGUUUCAUACGCUCAAGCUGUUAAUCCAUCUGGUCAAGCUUCGAGCCCCUCUUUAGAACCUUUGUGUCCAUAUGCAGAAGCAACUGGAAUCUGUAGAAACUUAAAUUGCACAUAUCUUCACGGUGACAUUUGUGAAUUAUGCAGCCGCGCUGUCCUUCACCCACACAAUGAAGAAUUGAGGAAGAAACAUACAAAUGCAUGUGUAAAACAACACGAAGCAGAUAUGGAGUUAUCUUUUGCUAUUCAACGCAGCAAAGAAAAAUCCUGUGGCGUUUGUUUCGAAACAAUAAUGGAAAAGUCAUCGCGAGAACAGAGGUUCGGUAUAUUGCCGAAUUGCAAUCACUGUUUCUGUCUAACUUGCAUCAGAAAGUGGCGUCAAGCUAAACAAUUCGACAAUAAAAUCAUAAGGGCAUGCCCGGAAUGUCGUAUUCCCUCGGACUUUGUUUGUCCUAGUAUGUACUGGGUGGACACAAAAGAAGAAAAGGAAAAGUUGAUAAGGGAUUAUAAAGGUGCUUUGAGUACCAAAGACUGCAAGUACUUCAAUAAAGGUCGUGGCAAGUGUCCGUUUGGUAAUAAAUGUUUCUAUCUUCACGCACUUCCCGAUGGGACUAAGAAAGAUGUGGGCCCACCUGUUCGACAGAGGCGCAAUACUGCCGACGCCGAUAUCGACAUCUUGCACCGCGUGUUAUGGCUCUUGAUGUUCUGGACGAUGGUUGUCCUGGAGUUCUUGCGGUACGCGUGGAUUCGCACGACCGGAUUAUUUAUCUACGGUCCCCAAGAGCGACGUGCGACGACAACGGUCGACGAACCUAAUUACGAGCGAAGUUUCAGAUUGCAGACAGAUACACGUAAUAGACAACGCGCACGUUUAAACGUCAAUUCGCAUCACUCUAGCGACAUUCCAUCGCCAUAAAAUUGCUGCGAAGUCCAUUUUUCAAUUAUAUAAAAAAAAAACUUUUACUUUGUGCUAUCGUUAAUAAUGACGAAUCUCAGGAAUAUCGAGAAGAAAUAACGCGCGAUCGGAUAUGGGAUAUCAUUGGAUAAUGAGUUGCACGAUUGUUAACACGCAUGAACGAUAAUAAACGAAUAUUUGCAAUGAUAUACGAAUCGUAAUCGAAGUCAACAAUCGCCAUUAUGCGUCGCAAGCAGUUACCAUCUAGACAUAUCGAAAUCGCUCCGUUUUUCGUAGUUUCACUGGUAAAGAGAUUGCGGCUGAAAGCGAAUGUCGCGCGGAAGGAUUGAUCGCGAUU